Molecule: messenger RNA, 13069 nt
Organism: Nezara viridula (southern green stink bug)
Lineage: Eukaryota; Metazoa; Arthropoda; Insecta; Hemiptera; Pentatomidae
Source: the annotation of a GenBank genome assembly
UAUAACUGGCCACUUAAUAACGUUCCCAUUACUUCCACGAUAUCACUUCACUUCACCAUUAUUACACAAAUUAAACAAUAGUAGUUUAAAAGUAAAUUGGAUGACCGUUAAAUAAUAGAAAUAGAGUAAAAUAAAAUCCACAAACUCUGAAUUCGGCAACAACGCCUACUGAGUGUUCUGCGCCCUGUCAAAAGCGCACUCAUCAAUUGGGCGCAAGCGCACACUGUCAUCUUGGCUUAUGUCGUUUCUUGUGUACCCUUGACAGCUGUUUGAAAACAUUAUUUAAUUAGGUUAAUUUUGAUUUAAUACUAUGAACAAUUUUUCCUAGAAUUCACUCGUCGUCUAUUAAGUUUUGUCUCUUUUGCAAUAGUUGCCCUACGAAAAUGCUCGAUUUGGAAGAUGAUUACUUUUUAGAAGAAGACAAACUGUAAGUAUUCUUAUCACUGUUCUGUUAUCAAGGUUUUAUUUCAAAAUUUGCAUUAUCUUACCAUACGUUGCCGUGUCUUUUAUUUCUUAAUUUACCCUUCUCGUUUUUUUGUUGUUUAUAUUUCUGUUUACUUUUCGUCAUAAUAGUUUCAUUUCUGCGUUUUAAUUAUUUUAAAUUUCACCUUUCUCAAUGGAAAAAGAUAGUGGCAUUAAUUAUACACCAAUUCAGUUAGUCCAACGAGUGAUUCCCUCUAGAAGAUUUUUUGAUUUCGAAGACAAACUGGGCAUGAUGGUAACAUCAGGUGUGGUUAACAUUAAAAAAGAUACUUCUAACUUGAUAGGGAUAAGCAUUGGUGGGGGAGCUCCCCUGUGCCCCUGUCUUUAUAUUGUUCAGGUUUUCGAUAACACACCCGCAGCUCGUGAAGGAACUUUACAGAGUGGAGAUGAACUUGUCGGUGUUAAUGGGCAGUCAGUCAAAGGAAAAACAAAAGUCGAAGUGGCCAAGAUGAUUCAGGGAUGUAAAGAUGAAGUGAGCAUAAAGUAUAACAAAUUACAUGCAGAACCAGCCCAAGGUAAAUCUUUAGACAUAGUUCUUAAGAAAGUGAAACAUCGCCUAGUGGAAAAUAUGAGUACAUCAACAGCUGAUGCUCUGGGAUUAUCCCGAGCGAUCCUUUGUAAUGAUAGCCUUGUAAAAAAACUGCAGGAACUUGAAGCUACUGAAGCAAUGUAUACUGGACUUGUAGACCACUCAAAAAGGGUACUCAAGGCAUUUUAUGGUCUUCUUCAAGUUUACAAAGGUAUUUGUUCACUAUUGCAUUUGUACCUUGCAGCUUUCGGGGAUGUGUUUGCUGGAAUUGGAGUAAGGGAACCACAACCUAGAGCGAGUGAGGCAUUUAGAUCUUUUGGUGAUUAUCAUAGACUAAUGGAAAAAAACGGCAUUCAGGCUCUUAGAACAGUAAAACCUAUUUUAUCUGAUCUUGGAACAUAUUUGAACAAAGCUAUACCAGAUACUAAGCUUACCAUAAGAAAGUACGCUGAUGCGAAAUUUGAGUACCUCUCUUAUUGUUUAAAAGUGAAAGAAAUGGACGAUGAAGAGUAUUCUUAUGCAGCACUGCAAGAGCCUCUAUACAGAGUUGAAACAGGAAACUAUGAAUACAGGCAAGAAGCCCGAGCUCGAUUCGCUAGGCUUCGUUCUGACGUUCUCGUGAAACUUGAACUUCUAGAUAACAAACAUGUCCAAGAUAUAGUACAGCAACUUCACAGAUUCGUUAAAGCAUUUGCUUUGUUCUAUGAAGAAGGAAAUAAGUUGAUCAGUACAAAUUCUUUAUUUCCCAUUGAAAUGGACUUAUCUCGAUCUGCAUUUCAGUACAAUAGUACUUCUUUGCCUCAGUAUGAUGAUGACGACGAGCUGAUUCAAGAAGUAGAAGAAGCUGAGGAAAUGAAAGCUGACCCAGAGCCAUUGAUUGAUGGCUUACACGAGAGCGAUUCAAUUGUGGAGUCACCCAAAAAUGAAGGUUACCUCAAUCAGUUAAUAUCAGAUUUGGACAUCAAUAAAGAACCCAAUGUUGGGACAUUAAUUGGUCUGGAUUGAUUCUCUCUGAAUGUUUUCCCGCCUGUUUUAGACUGUAAUAUAGCUUUAUAUGUUAAACAUUUUUAUUCCUAAAUAUUUAUUAAUGUCAUUUUAAGUCAUGUGAAAUGAAACAUAUAUUUAUAGAUAUUAUUUUUAAAUUAUAAUUUUACUAACAUCAUUAUUUGUAAAUAAGUAAUAAUUUACCAUCCAAUUUUUAUAUUUAUAAUGAAUUAAUAAAGGACUAUUGAAUAUUUGUUGUCAUGGAAUUUGAUUAAAGCUGUCUAUGAGGUUCUAAAAUUGUAAUCUCCUUGAAUCAACCAUUAAUUUUUAUUUAUCUUAUUUUUUUUUAUGCAUUUUUUUUAAUAUAUUUAGAUUACUGAGUAGACUAGGGUAUAUUUAAAUUUGAGCAUAACUAAAUAGGGUUACUGCAUUAAGGAUGACAAUCUUUGGAGUAAGGGCCCAUCCUGUGAGUAGUUUGACCUCGCUGACCACUUUUAAAAAAUAAAAAUUAAAGACAGUAUAAGGUUAUUUUUUAAAAAGUACAGUACAGUAUUAGUUAUUUUUAUACCUUAUUGUUAUUUUUAAAAUUAUAACAAGCUAGCAAGAGAUUUAAAAUUUUUUGACCAUUGCUGGAAGUGAAAAUUUCCCUAUUUACAUGCUUCUAUCAACUUUCCUCUUUAUAUUUCUCAGAGGACAAUAAAAAUAAAAUAAGGUGAAUAGAAUAUACUGCUCUGCCUGGCACUAUUAGAGAAGAGAGAGAGGUUUUACCAGCCUGUACUUCACAUUACAUUUAAAAUUAACAUCUUAUAAAUUAUACCACUAAUUUUUUAUUACUUUUAUAAACCAAAACGAACGAAAUGCCAAAAAUUGCUUAUGAACAAUUUAAGUUCCGGCCGUACAAUGGAUUCAACUUAGAUUGUAACUAUUACGGAAAAAGUAUUUUGAAAAUUUUUGGAUUCCUCAUGAUUUACAACUUACUUCUAUUUCUUCUAAAAUUUUAUUCAAAGCAGUUUGGUAAUUGAGGAGAACAAGAGUUCUAUGCAAAUGAAAAAAACAAACUCUGUGUUUAGGGAAGAUAUAUCUUCCAAUAAAAAAAAUCCAAUUCGAAGUUAAAGAAAACUCAUUGAAUACUACUGCUAUUCCUGAGCUAUCUCCAGAAAUCAGGAAGAGGAAUGAGCCUAUAGGGCAAGAGUCCAGGCAGGAAUGAAUAUUCAUGGAAGAAAAAGGGACAGCAGGCUAUGUGUGGUUGUUUUUGUUUUAUUAUUUCUUUUUUAUUCAAACACCAUAAAAUGAAACUCUAACCACUUCCAAGCAGGGAGAGUGAGAAGAAGAAUCCAAAGCAUAAGUGAUACCUGAACAAUUUGACCUCAUCAGCACUUCUUUCAAAAUGCUUUCAUACAUUCAACGCAUCAUAUUUAAUAAUAGGAAUAACUAUUGUAUUCUUUCAUUUAAUUUUAAAAAACAAAAUUGAUUAACCAACUAGCAACAUUGUAACUCUAAUUGUGACUUACAUUCAACAACAGUGUAUGUUUUUCUAAUUACAGCAAACAAUUUUUACUUACAGACCACUAGCACUUACCUACACUGCCUCCACUUAAUAUUAAUUUUCUAUGGUAAUGUUUCCAGUCGAGAAAUGCUAUACAAAAACAUUCAGAACUCUGAACUGUUUAAAUCGAAAUAUUAUUUAAAAAAAUGUUUAAAGCUGUGUACAUAUAUCAAUCUGAUUGUUUAAUUUUUUCUGUUUUUCAAAAAAAGAACAUAUAUAUCAAUGAAAUUAGAUAUAUUUAAUAUUUACAAUUCACUAUCUUUGUUUGACAAGAUUGUAACUGAAAAUUUUUUAUUAAAACAAGAUUAUUUUUGGUUCUUUAACUCUACUUUAAGAUUAAAUGCAAUUCUUUAUUUUAAAAAGUUAUAACUUCACUUCCAUCUUUGUCAUAUUCAAUUUUACUCCAUUUUGUCUGUGACAAUGUUUUAACUGCAUUUCAACAUUUUUAAAAAAAUUUUUUUACACAUCUUCAAAAGUUAAAUUAUAACCUUGUAAACAAAUUAUAACAGAAUUAAUCAAUUUUAUUAAUAACAAAAAAGUGUUAGCAUUUUAUAAUUUUAAACUCAUUUUUCUUCAAAUUAAAGUUAGAUCUGUUAGAGCCUUGUCAAAACAAGAUAGUGAAACUAUGUUUUGUACUAUUGACAUAUAAAUGUCUCUGAUAGAAAAUUGUAAUUUUUCUUUUCAAGAUGAAUAUAUCUCUGAAUAUGAAUAUAUGGUUUGACUGUAUUAGUUUCCAAAAUUUAACUUUUCUGUCAUGUCUAGCCAAUGAUACAUUACUAUUAUUGAGUAAUCUAUUAAUAAACACUUUUAAAGAUAUGUUAAGCAACAAUUAUAAGGCAAAUAAUUAUCAGUUUUUUUUUGUCUUUGCAUGCUUCAAUGUGAGACAGAACAAAAACUAAGAAAGAAUGUAUGACAAUUUUUUUUUAUUAAAAUAGAUCAUUUUAUAUAAAAAUUAACAUAAUAAAACGAAAAGAUUUAAAAUAUGAAUGCUAUUUGCAUACAAGUAUCACACUCCAUUUAUACAACUAUAUGCAAUACUUUAUAAGUUAUUUACAAAAAUGGUAAUACAACAAUUAUAUAAUAACCUAUUUACAAAAACAGGAAGAAAAAAACUAAAUUAUAUACAGAUACAAUUAAAGAUCAGUUUUAGAUAAUAUAAUAAAUCAUAUGGGCACUUAAAAAUCUUGGUUAUACAUAUAACUUCAUUGUUCAUUAGCAUUUAAUGUUCUACCAAUAUUAAAUGUAAUGGGUCAGUCUGGUUACAUUUUACCAUGAUUCACAAAACCAAUUCAUAACAGGCAACUAUUAAGAAGAAUCAUUAACGCUAAUAUCAGAUCAAGGUAACAUGAUAAAUGAAAAACUAAUAAAUAAAAUUAUCUUGCAUUUCUGCUUCUAAAAACUUUUUAAAAAAAUCAAUAUAAAAAUACUAGAAACAAAAUAAAACUAAAAUAAACCGAAUAGAUAUUUUGGAUUUAUAUUACAAAGUUAUAAAAAUACUCGGUAUGAAAAUACUUCUUUAAAGCCAACAUUUUGGGCACUUGCAGGGUCCAUGAUCUAAUAAUACAUAUCAUUAGGGAACACUGUUUGAGAUCAAAAGCCAAAAGUUAAGUAACAUGUUUUAAUUACAGCUUAUUGAUUAGUCAGAAAAUUCAAAUAAAAGUUUUUAGAAAAAAAAAAGAAGCAAAGGACGAAUUAAUUUACAUAAUAGUAAUAAAACUAUAUUGAUAAAUAAAACAAUAUCACCUCAAUAUUUCGAUAAUAUCAAUAGAAAACACAUAUUUUACUAAUUGCCAUGAAAUUAUUUCAUUUUAUCACAACAUAAAAAAAGGUACAUGCAUGAUGAAUAACACAUAGGAAGCCAAAUGUAAUAUAUAAAAAUUAAAAAUAUUUAUCUUCAUUCACAUGCAGAACAUUUUAGAAACAUUAUUUUUUUUAAACAUAACUUUUAAAAAAUUACAUUGUAUAAUAUUAAAUAUAAUAAGAUUAUGGUUAUUACUAAAUUUAACAUGCUGUACCUAUCUUUUGGAAGGCGAAUAUCAAAAAUAUCUUCAACUGUUAAAAUUAAAAAAGAAGCAUAUUUAUUAACUUAGAUUAUACACUGUUUGAAACAAAAUGAAAAAAAGUAUAAUCAUAUCACUGCUCUUCUGAACUAGAAUUGACCAGAUACAAUUAAAAUAUUUAUAUUAUUUCGUGAUAUAAGACAAAAAGAGUACAUGAGCAAUAGAAUACCAAAAGGGGUAUUCUUAAAACAGAAUACACCCGAAUCAUACAUUUUAAUUGUAAUAAUAUUGAAACAACUUUCAUGAUCAAUUGUGUUUUAAGAAAUUACAUGAAAGGCGAUAAAUAUGAUACACUAAACACCUCGAAGUUCUAAUGCUCUUCGUCUGAUAUUUGCCAUAUUCUCUGACAUAGCCGUGAGUAGAGCUGACUCAACAGCAGAUUGUGGAAGCCAACCACGAAUAUUUGUAUUAAGAAGCCAUCGAACUUCAGUCUCAAAGGCAGCAACUUGUUUCAAAGCCCAACAGCCAGACCCAUUUUCAGCCCUAAAAUAUCCAACAACUUAUACAAAGUACUACUAGUAUCCCUGAUAACUUACUAACUAGCAUGAUCAAUAUGGUAAGGAACUAAUCUAAAAACUUGUUAUAGCAAGUUACAUAAUCAUAUUAAGUAUGUUGAUAUAUGAGUGUAUGUUAUUAUAGAAUUAUAAAAUAAAAUAUUCCCGAAACUCUGCAUGUGAGAAUAUUCAAAACAAUCCAACAAAGGUAAUGAGAAUUUCAUAGCUAUUAGAAACAUGUUUCCCGUGUUGGAUUGCUAAUCCCAUAUCGGGCGCUUCGAACUCGGGCGACAUGAAAAACACUUGUCUCUAGGAACAUGGAACGUGAGAAGCCUCCAGAUCGGAGCAAGCAGGAAUCUUGAGGAAGAACUUUUAAGGUAUAAAAUAGAUGUAGCAGUACUCCAGAAAAUCUGCUGAAAGGAUAACAAGCUGGUAAACCUAAAGGACUACUUUUUUAUUAACAGUGGACAUAAUCAGAACCAAGUUGAGACAGGGUUUAUGAUAAAUAAUAAACUAAAACACUUCCUACACUCCCUGCUGAAAUAUGAACCCGUCGACCCACAUAUCUGUGCAAUAAGACUAAGGGUACUGUUCUUCAAUAUUUCUAUGGUCAGUAUGCAUGCCCCUACUGAAGAUGGGGACGAUGAAACGAAGGACGCAUGUUAUGACUCUCUAGAAAGAACCUACGAUGCUUUACCUGCCUAUGAUGUGAAACUUGAAGACUUCAGACCCACAUAGGGCUAAAUAGCAAACACGAGGAAUCUAAUAACAACGGGUUCAGGUUUGUGGAUUUUGCAAUGGAAAGAAGCAUGGUAGUAAGCAGCAUACACUUCCAGCACAGAGAUAUAAAGAAACAUGGAUAUCACCAGAUGGUAGGAGAGAAAUCAAAUAUAUCACGUCUUGAUUCAGCCGAGACAUGCCAUAGAUAUUCAAGAUUUCCAAAGUUAUAGAGGAGCAGUGUGUGGCUCAAACCACCAUCUAGUCAAAAUAAAAUAUAAGCAAAAAAUUGUGUUGAAGGCACGAGGAAGAGCAGAACAGCCUCUGCCUCGCUUUGAUGUGGAAGGGCUGAAGGAUGAAAGUACAAGACAAAUAUUUGUCACGAGAGUGUCUGAGCUACUCGGAAGAAAUGGGGGAAUAAAUGAUGUCUCCUCAAGGUGGACACAUCUGAAAGAAGCCUUAAAUAGAGCAGCAAUGGAGGAACUAGGUGAAAAACCUAGACCAGCAAGAAACAAUUGGCUUAAUGACGAAUGCAGGACAAUACUCGAAGCAAGAAAUGAGACAAGGUGUAGGAUGAUUCAGCAUCACUAAAAGUACAACUAAGGAGUAUAGCGACAAGAGAAAGGAACCAAAGAAGAUCUGCAGACAGAAGAAAAGAAUCUGGGAAAGAAAGGAGCCAGACCAGGAGGAAAUUGUGAGCAAUCUAAAGAUGCAUAAAGCUCCUGGGAUAGAUGCGAUUGAAGCGGAGCUGCUGAAAUACGGUGGGGACGAAGUAUGUGACCAGCUCAUAUAUGAUGUCUGCUCAGAAGAAGAAAUCCCUGACGAUUGGAAAGUAGCGGUUAUCCGUCUCAUAUAUAAGAAAGUCAUCAAGCUCUGCUGCUCUAGCUACAGAGGGAUUUCUCUGUUGAAUGUGGCCUACAAGGUAUUGUCUACUGCCAUCAACCAGAGACUUACCACUCACAUGGAAAGAGAAGUCGGGGAGUACCAAAUCGGCUUGAGGCAAGGAAGGUCCACAAUAGACCAAAUAUUCACAGUGCGCCAGAUGCUGUUGAAGUCUUUGGAACACGAGAUUGACCUACAUCAUCUUUUCAUUGGCUUCAAACAGGCCUAUGAUUCAGUGGAUCAAUCAACACAGCUCAGAGAUCUUGUAUCCCUGGGUGUUUAAAGGAAACUGAUUAUGCUGGUAUAAUCAGAUAAAGAAAUAAUAAGGUAAAGAUUAAAUCUUUGGCAUAAAAUAUUCAUGGUUAAGUAGAAAUAGUUUAGUUUGGUUAAUAUUAGUUUGAUUACGUAUCUUGAUUAAAGUUGUUAGUUUAAAUGGUAAUUAUAAAGAAUAAAUGUAUUUCAUUUUUAUUAUCAAACAUAUGUUCAAAUCAUUGCGUGAAAAGGUGAGGUUUCCUUCUUGUUGUAACUUUCUAUUUCCUAAUAUCUUCAUAAAGACAAAAAUAUUACAGAAGAAUCCAUAAAAUUAUUAAAAAAAAAGGAAAAAAAAAAAAGAUUUUAAUUAAAAUAAAUCAAAUAUAAAUUAUCCCUAUUCAUUUUUGAGCAGUAGGUAUAGAUGUGAAAUAAUUAUAUAUAUAAAUAUUAUGUUCUUAGGAUAGUAUAAUGUAGAAAACAAAUAAAUUAUUUUUAAAUAAAAAAAUUUAAAUAGUACACCCUCGAUAUAGAUAAAAUAUCAUAAUACAAAAAAUAUUAAGAAAACAAAGAAGUACCUAAUAACAUUUGGUCGUGAUUGCAAACUAGGAUGUUUGACAGAGCAAGUUGCAAUAAUAUGAUAGCCAUUUUUCUGAACCAAAUUACGAAGUAAGAUAAAUUCCCUGCUGGAGACUAGGCCUUUUGCAGCUUCAGCUGACAACUGAUAAAUUACGUCAACAUUUUCAUCGUACUUCUGUAAAAAUAAAAACGAAAUGUAUAUUUAUGAUGAUAAUAAUUACAUAAAUAUAUGCUAUUUACAUACAAAAACUGACCUGAAGGAAUUUUGACUCCUUCACCGUAGGAUUCCAUAAAGGAACCUCAUUUACUUGGUGAUAUAAGAUGUCUAUAAGGAGGCUGAUGGGAGCUUCAACUACACCCUGGUGGAAAAUGAAAUUUAUAUCAUUCAUAAUUAUUUAAAAAUAGCUCUAGUUAUAUUUUAUUAAUUUGAAAGACAAUAUAACUUAUAAAUACAAAUGAAAAAAUCUACAAAUGAUAGAGAUAAUAGAAAGAUAUUAUGUUGUUGAUAUAAUUACAAUUAUACAAAUUAUUGCUGUAAUUUAUAACUUUAAACUUUAAAAGUUAUAGUUUCUUUCCUAAUCAGACAUGUUUUUGAUGAGUUGGGUUUCCUUAAGGGUUUUCCUUUAGUUAAUGUCUCAGAACACAAAACCACAUUCAUAAUAAAUGAUAAAAUUGAUUGUAAUGUAGAUUGGGAUGAGAUAAAAAUAAUCGCAAAUAAAUAGCAAGGAAUGAUUUUGAACAGGGUAUAGAAUAAGAUAGAUCUAACACCAGUUAUUUAACAAAUCAAUUAUUACAAAAUUUACUGAAAACAAACAGAAAAUUAUCUAAUAUUUUUUUUUCUGAGUCUGUUAUUUUUCUUUUGAGUAUAGAAAAAUAAUAACAUAACAAUCAACUUACAAUGAGACGAAAAAUUUUUUCUCCUUUUGCUAAUUUCUGAAUGUAAAUAACGUCUCCUGAUGGUGAUGUAGUUUCAACAGUCCAUUUAUCAUUAUUCAAUAUACUCCAGGCUUCUUCAAAUAUUUCAUUGCUUCUAAUUUUUACAUAUGCAGCAAAAUCAGCCUGUAAUGAGAUUUAAAAAAAAAAUAGAAAUCAAAACAAAGCUGAAAAUUCACAUAUGAGUAAUAAGAGAGUCCAAUUGGAAUCUGAUGCCUUAACUAGUUUUAGAAAAUUAAGCUGAACCACAGAAAUAUAUACUUAAGUAAAUCAAAUAGUAAUUACAUGAUGAAUAAGGUGUAAAAUAAAGUUCACCUACUUCAUUCACCCAUUCACAUGGUUUGACUGAAGUUUUUCUUCUAAACAUUUCAGGUAGAAUCAAAAGGUUCAAGAGACCAAUAGAGACUGGGUCUCGGUAUUAAAAAGUAUGUAUGAGCUUUGAAUAAAUAAAUAAAUCAUAGGACGAAAUUUCAUAUCUAAGUGUAUACAUUUACAGAAGAAAUGUAUAAUGUAUAAAUGCAUGCAUAAAAUUGUUUCUAAAGGAGAAAAACCAUCUCGAGUACACUGCAGGAAGUUCACAACUUUAUAGGACUUAUUUUCUACAUUUUUACUUGUUUCAGAAAAUGAACAGUAAUAAGAUUCCGUCAUAAAUUAGGACAAUAGUUAACACCAAAUUCUUGAAGGCAAGAUCAAAGGUUUUGAAAAAGGAAAUAAAUCGCUUACGUUUAAGAAACAUAUUUAAAUAUUCUUUAUAUAUUUGAAUUUAACACAGCAAAAAAAUAUUGUUUUAAUUUUGAGCCAUAAAGAAGUAAAGUAAAAUUUCUAACCUCAGCAUUGAGUACAUUAAUGUUUUACCCAGUUUAACGAGGAGUCUAAUGCCAUCGAUUAUUUCAGCAACGAGUUUAGAAACUUUCUCUAGAUUAUCAAGAUUCUAAUGUCUUCAUAAGAGUGAAGAGGUAACAUGAAGGUUAGGAGCUACUGAUAAUACAUAUACAAAUUAACAUAUGUUGGUAAUAUAAAGAAUAUAAAAUACCUGUUCUUUCUUUUUAUCUGGCCUGUCUGAUUCAUCAUCAGAUCCUAUAAAUUAAAUUAUAGAAAGUGAAUUAGAAAAAUUUAAUCCAAUAACAAAUGACUACAUUUAAGUACCAAUAUAUAUUUGUAUAACAAUUUACUAUAAUAUAUUCUAAUGUUAAAUAUAAAGCAAUCAAGGAAGAGAGACCUACAUUAUAAGAUAUUGAGAAGAAUUAUAAUUAUUAUCAAUUAUACAUUUAGUAAUUGACAAAGUGAGGUAACUGAGUAAAACUACCUCUGAAAAGAAUACUCAAGAAGCUAUACAAUCGGAAUAGAUUAUAUGAAGAAUGAAACAGACUUUAAUAUCACUAAUAAUUAUUUUGUUUGAAUAACCAUGUGACAUCCCUAAUGUUUUAUUUCACAUUAAAAAUAUGAUAUUUAAUAAAACAGAAAUUUUAAUUAUUAAAAAGUGAGAUCUAUGACAUCCACCCAUGUCCAGCUAGGAGUUUGCAUUUAUGGAACGGUUUAGUUAAAAACAUAAUAAUUACCUGCUGGAGAUUCAACUGGUGAGUAAAAUGUUCCUGCGACAGAAUCUGACAUCACAUCGAAUUGAGCAUGAUUGUGCAGAAAACUUCUGAUAAGUGGAGUCCUUUCAUCAGGAGUGGUUGGAUCUAAAAUGAUAACAAUAAUACAAAUUCAUAAAAAUAUUCUAAUUCUUAACUGAUUUUAGCCCUCUAACAAAGAAAUGUUUUUUACCAAAGAUAGAAAGGUCUAUAUAAUAUUGAAGAAAUAGAAAGAGCAAAAACAUUGAAGUUUCAAAUUAUCAAAAUUCAAAUGUAAUAAUCUAUUCAUAUAUAUAUUUAGUACUCCCAAUACAGUUGGUUUAGGCAAUGGUUAUAAAUGAAAUAACAUACAAAGAAGAAGAUUUAUUUUGUUGUGUACCUGUUUUGGUGCCUCCUAUGCCAAAUCAACUAGUACUAUUUGAUCUACGAUCAAUAAUACCUCUACUAUUUUGAAAGUUACAAAUAAGAAUAGCCUCAAAAAUAAUUAUCAACAGUGAAAUUUAAAUGAAUUAAGUACAUAUAUAUAUAUAAAAAUACUUAGGAAUAGUGUGUUAGCACUUUUAAGAUAACCAAGGAGACAUAGUACAUCAAUUAACAGAGUGGUAAGGUGUUCAGGAAAAACCAUCCAAUUGGUCACUCAGCUUCAUGAGCCUGUGUAGGAAAAUAAUUUACAGGGUACUGUUUUAAUAAUAUGUAAUCAUUUGUUACUGAAUAAACAAUCAAUUUUCCUGAAAUUGAUUGUAAUAAAUUAUGAAAACUUUUCGUUUUAUAAAAUAAACAGUUUUUAUGGAUAUAAAAAUUGAAAUGUUAGCAAAAAUCAACAUAUGAAUUACUGCCCAAGAUUGAAAGAAAGGUACAACAAAUCAAAGUGUUAAAAAAAAUCCAACAUGAUAAAUAUAACAAAACUUGAUCAGAAUUUGCAUGGCUGACUAUUAUACACCAACAGCCAUGGUAGAAAUUCAUUGGUCUCUACCAUAUUGAUGAUUUUUUCAUUUUGUUUAGAAAGAAAAGCUAAGGAGAAGAAGAAAAGCUUGAUAGGCACUAAAUCCGAAUUCCGUAUCAUUUCUGGAAAUAACAAACACAAAAUACUUGUUGAUAGACAAAUGAAUCUUUGAUUUUUUAAUUUAAUGUAGAUUAUUAUAAAAGGAUAGUUAAUUAAUGAAAAAAAAUAACAACAAAUUUAGAAAACCAACAUUAGCUUGAAUUCUCAAACAUAAAUUUGAGUUAAGAAACACUAUUUUUAGCAGAUGAUUUACAUUACAAUUUAUAAAUAUUCAUUGUAUUACCUAACAUAAAAUAUUUGAAAACCAUCCAAAAAGCCAAUAUAAUAAAAUACUAUAACCAUAACAUGAGAAGUCUUCAGAGGAAAGUGAAGAAGAAAAUUAGUAGAGGUAGCAGUUAAUGAAGAAUGGAGAACACAAUUGCUGAGCAAGCAAUUAUUAUGACAGAGUAGCAAAAUUUUGAAGAACAAUUAUACACAUUUGACAUAUUCCAUAAGAAUUAUAUCAGCACAUAUUUAAAAAAAAAAAAUGCUGGUGGCAAAUUUUCAAUACAGUAAUGACAUGAAGAAAAGUAACUACAUAUAUUAAAUAUUAAGGCAAAAAUAAAAGAUUAUAUUUUUUCAAUUAGGAAUUUCCACUAAUAGUGGGUUUCCUUAACCUAAAGAUUAUUUAAUUAAUUAAAAAAAAUUAAAAGGUUUUUUAAAUUAAAAUACAAAGCUCAAGGGAUAAAAUCAUUUCAUGUAUCCCUUAGCAUACUAAAACUUUAUCACUAUUUUUGGCGGUUUUAUACCAGAUAUGAAUUGAUACGCUGUUAGUAGUCUUAACAUGUUACAUGACAUUUCUGGUAUUCAUUUGUUAUACAUACAAAAUAAAAUUGUUAACAAAAAAAUUCAUACUUGUCGUAAGAAAUUGUUGAGCUGAUCGUUCUUGAGGUAUGACUUUGAUGUCCAAAAGCCACCCCUCAGCCCACGACAGGAUGAAUGAAGAAAGUAUCAGGAGAACAGAUAACACCUGCUGACUUUGAGUCCACUACCACAA